Schistocerca americana (American grasshopper) is the source of this 894-nucleotide messenger RNA. RefSeq names its product ankyrin repeat domain-containing protein 65-like. The coding region runs from base 1 to 894 and encodes 297 amino acids. Lineage: Eukaryota; Metazoa; Arthropoda; Insecta; Orthoptera; Acrididae. The record is from RefSeq and is a predicted model, not a curated record. Gene Ontology annotation, molecular function: protein binding. The transcript is spliced from 3 exons.
AUGGAGGCCGCCUGCCUCACCCUCCGUGAAUCCCUCCGCCGCGACGCCACCAAGGAGACGCAGGCGCUGCAGACGGAUGAGCUGCAUAAAGACGACCAGGCCACACAAACGGCCUGGCCGAAGGAGAUGACGAUAAGUCGGGCCACACACGCCACAUUAGAAGGCAAGGGAGCACGUCAGGACUCAUGUGUCCAAACCAAGGAGUUUGUGAAUCACAGCCACUAUCUUGUGGAUAGAGAGAUCCUGGACGUCACCAACCCGGACAUUGACGACCGCAGUGAACAUCAAACGAGCUACUUGACCGUGACUGUGAUGGCAGAGUCUGGGAGAGGCAGCCAGGCAGGUGGCCAGGGCGGGCAGCUGGAGUCUGGCGACGGAGCAGGCGUGGGGCAGCCGGCGGCGCCCGAGGCUGCAGCGAAAGAGUCUGCUGAGGCACAGGCACCAGAAAGCAGAGAGGAAAGCCGCAGCAAGCUGAUGGAAGCAGCUGAGGACUGGGACAUGGAGGAGGUCAUCGCGCUGGUGGCGGCAGGGGCGGAUGUGGGGGCGAGAGGAGAGUGCGAGACUACUGCUCUGCACUGGGCAGCGGAGAGCGGGCACUUGGAAGCGGUGAAGCGCCUGCUGGGGGCUGGGGCAGAGGUGGACGCCAGAGACAACAGACAAGUCACACCUCUGCACUUGGCUGCAUAUGAGGGCCACACACCUGUGGUGCGACUGCUGCUUGGGGCAUCAGCUGACCCCAACGCUAGAGAUGCUCUAGGGAGGACGCCACUGCAUGAUGCAGCAAGAGAGGGCCAUUUAGAUGUGGCGACUGCACUGCUUGAGGCAGGGGCAAACAGUGGGGUCAGGGAUCCAAAGGAAGACAAGCCCCCUGGUUAUCGUCAGAGAGCAAAAUAA